UUUCAAUCUUGAUGGAACUAUUCACUAGCUCAACACCAGGAAAAGACUUGGUUAACUGUCUCCACUAUGAAGUUCACAGGUGUAUUUGUGGUCCUCUUUCUGACUGUUUAUGUCUUCUCAGGUGUUCACAGCAGUGAAGGAAGUCUGGUUAAUUGUGAACGAUAUUUAAGAAUCUUUCGUGAUGAUGACAAAGAAGUCAUAGUCUGCCCACAUAUCUUUCGCCAAGUCUGUGGCACAAAUGGGAAAACAUAUGAAAAUGAAUGUAAAAUAUGUGCACAUAACCUGGAAUCUGGUGACAGUGUUGGCAAGAAGCAUAAUCGGAGAUGCAAGAAAGAACAGUGAGAAGAUUCUUACCAUUCAGCUUCUGAGACAAUCAUAAUUGCUUACUCAUAACCAAUGAAUCAUUUAAUCAGAAUAAAUGAUGGGAUCAAGCUGCCAUCUACAAAUGUAAUUCACCCACCAGACCCUUGCAAAUCAACUAUGAAAAUACCAUCCCGUUUUUCUUUAAGCCAGUUCUUAAGUAGGUGAUCAACUUGUGUGCAGACUGUACUAAUGUACACUGGAAAGGGCAUGUUAGGAAGAAGGGCCCUUCCACCCUGAUCUUUGGUUUUCUAUGUGCAGAAGAAUGUUUGUAUGGAUGAGCAUUGCACCAGAAUUCUGAAAUGUGGCCACUCAAACACAUUUACCAGCUAGGCUUUACUUUUCUUUAGAAGAUCAUGUGUAAGAAUUCAUGAUCACUUGAUAUGCCAUAAUAAUAGAAGUUUGAAUCAUUUUUUUUACUUGUCAGUGCUCUUCUGACUUCAUAAGGCACCCUG
Molecule: messenger RNA, 815 nt
Organism: Sceloporus undulatus (fence lizard)
Lineage: Eukaryota; Metazoa; Chordata; Lepidosauria; Squamata; Phrynosomatidae
Product: ovomucoid-like
Exons: 5
Coding region: 67-342 (91 amino acids)
Molecular function (GO): protein binding
Source: RefSeq, a predicted model, not a curated record